AAACACCCCUAACGUCAAUUUUAGGAAGUUUGCUUUUAUUCUUAAUCGGAGCGGAUCUAUUCGGUUACUUGUUAUAAGUAGAAUAUCAUUUUUGUAUUUUGUUUACGUCUUAUUGUAAUUAUGUUUCGGUUGUCGUUAAUUAACGUAUACUGGCAAUGCCAGAAAGAAAAAUCUCAGUUAUUUUCUAAUGGCGAUGUCUAAGUUAACAUUUGAAGAUGUUUCAUUUGAAAGUUAUCUUACUUGAGUUAUCAUUGUUUUUGAUAAAUUUAAAGUCUUCAGAGGGUAAUUUGAAUUUGUUCGUUACCAGAAAAGAAGUCAAAGAUUUAUUAGGUUUAAAUGCAGAGCUUUCUUAUGUUCGAGAAGGAAAAGUUAAUGAUUAUGCUCUUGGUUUUGUUGUCCUCAUACCUGAUCAUAUUUCAGAAUUACAUUUUACUUGGCAAAGAUUAAGUCCCAUACCAAUGCCUUAUUCAGUUGGUAUUAUGGUAAGUGAUAAUCAAGCAUUGGGUACGCCACAAUUGAAUAUUUCUCAUCGAGGACUUGUACCCAUGCAAGAAGAAGUAUUUCAAGUUGUUUUGCCAUGUACUGGAAAAUUUAAUGCAGAAGUAGAUGUCAAAAUAUAUAUUAAUAUAACAAUGCCUAAUAACAAUAUCACAUCUUUAAUAUUACGUAGGAAAAAAAUUUGUUUGAAAGAUGGAAAUCACAAUGGAACACUUCUUAUGGCUACAGAUGCAAUUGCUACCACCAGUCCUUUUUUCAUUGGUGUAGGAUGUGCUAGUGCAGUGAUGAUAAUAAUCACAAUUUUAGCUAUUGCAAGUUGCCUCAGAGCUCAUAAAACUAGAAGAGAUGCUGUAAACUUUGGGAGAAGUUCUCCAGUUUUAUCUACUCAAUGUCAGACAUUUUUAAGAGUUGACACUCCUAAUAAUAUUAGUAAUACAGGCAGUUAUACUAGUUUUCGACGUCUCUCGCCUGUGUCUGUAGGAAUACUUAGCCAGAGCAAUGAUUUGAAGACAACAGAGCUUUCAGAACAACUUACUGAAUUAUCUAUAGAGAGAAAAAAUAUUAUUUUACAAGAUAAAAUUACAGAAGGAACAUUUGGCCAAAUAUAUCAUGGAACAUUAAUUGAAGAUGAAGCUGAAACAAAAAAUAAGAAGAAUAUAUUUAUAAAGACAGUUUCAGAUCAAGCAUCACCAGUACAAAUUUCUCUCUUACUGAAAGAAGGAACAAUGUUCUAUGGAAUGAAUCAUAUUAAUAUAUUGUCAGUUGUAGCUGUUUGUUUGGAUGAUGUGCAACAUCCUUUAAUAGUUUAUCCAUUUGUAGAUCAAGGUAAUUUUAAAAAAUUUCUACAGAAAUGUAAAUCUUCAUCUGAAGGGCAUUGUCAUACCUUACUAACUCAAGAUUUAGUUGAUAUUGCAAUUCAAAUAGUGCAAGGUAUGAUUUACCUUCACAAAAGGAAGUUAAUACAUACAGAUUUGGCAACUAGAAAUUGUGUCAUUGACACUUGGUUGAAAGUCAAGAUUACAGAUAAUGCUUUAUCUAGGGAUCUUUUCCCCAAUGAUUAUCAUUGUUUAGGAGAUAAUGAGAAUCGCCCAGUUAAAUGGCUCGCUCCCGAAAGUUUAUUGCAUAAAGAAUUUUCACCAAGUAGUGAUGUUUGGGCAUUUGGAGUGACGCUCUGGGAAUUAAUGACUUUGGGUCAACAACCAUAUAUCGAAGUGGAUCCUUUUGAAAUGGGAGUUUAUCUUAGAGACAAUUACAGAUUGUCACAGCCAAUUAAUUGUCCUGAUGAACUAUUCACAGUUAUGGCUUGCUGUUGGGCAUCAUCCCCAGAUGAAAGACCAACUUUCAGUCAGUUAUUGAGGUGUUUGAAAGAAUUUCAUGCUACAUUAGUACAGUAUAUCUAAGAGAUAGUGGAUCCAAUAUUUGGCUAUCAUAGGAAAGUUGUCCAUAACUUUAUUUAUCAUCAGUUCCUAUGACUUCAAAAAGUAAUAGUGUACAGAAGUUUAGGAAGGAUGGAUGUAUUUGUGCCAAUUUGUAUAAAAAAUUAUUAAUGACGGAAAAAUGCUCAAAUUUUAAAGAAAAAGUUGAUUUAACACUGCCAAUAAAUUUAAAAAUUUUAAAUGUAAAUCAAAUGUUGGCAAAAUUGUCAAUGUGGAAGUCUUUUAGCACCUGCUUAUUGCUCAACAUGUACACUAGUUGUCGUGGUUUCCUGUUUGCAUUAUACAUUGUAUAUUUUCAAAACACAAUUUUAACAGUAUAAAUUAAUUAUAAGAUAAAUAAUAAUGCUUUGGAGAAUUAAACAUGUACAUAUUUUUAAAAUUAUUAAGCAAUAAAAUGUAAUAAUGCAGCUAACAAUUUUGUCAUGCAACACGCAGCAGGCAUUUUUAGAAAGUAUUCUGCUUUAAGUCAAGUUUUACAUUGUAAAAAAUAAAAUGCUUUUUGUAAUAUUUUUUUGAUUAAAUUUUAAUACUUUCAAAUGUAAUUUUGAUUCUGAAAUCUUUAAGUGAAAUUAUUAUUAAAGAGGAAAAAGUAAUUGUUCUAGU
Messenger RNA from Centruroides sculpturatus (bark scorpion), 2537 nucleotides. Its product is annotated as tyrosine-protein kinase RYK-like. Bases 216 to 1898 code for a protein of 560 amino acids. The transcript is spliced from 14 exons. Gene Ontology annotation, cellular component: signaling receptor complex. NCBI's taxonomy places the organism in Eukaryota, Metazoa, Arthropoda, Arachnida, Scorpiones, Buthidae. Gene Ontology annotation, biological process: protein phosphorylation; multicellular organism development; positive regulation of kinase activity. The record is from RefSeq and is a predicted model, not a curated record. Gene Ontology annotation, molecular function: protein kinase activity; ATP binding.